Messenger RNA from Gilbertella persicaria, 674 nucleotides. Its product is annotated as mitochondrial pyruvate carrier. The coding region runs from base 64 to 384 and encodes 106 amino acids. The record is from RefSeq and is a predicted model, not a curated record. The transcript is spliced from 4 exons. Gene Ontology annotation, cellular component: mitochondrial inner membrane. Lineage: Eukaryota; Fungi; Mucoromycota; Mucoromycetes; Mucorales; Choanephoraceae. Gene Ontology annotation, biological process: pyruvate import into mitochondria.
AGAAAUUUUUUUUUUUAAAAAAUACAUUCAUUUUACCCUUUCUUUCUCUAGAUUUACCCAGUUAUGUCACAAGCUUCAGGUUCUAUCGCCAACCGUUUUGUUCAGAAAAUUACUUCCAAAGAAUUCAAAGGCUAUUUAAUGAGUACUCAUUUUUGGGGCCCUGUUGUCAACUGGGGUCUUCCUAUUGCUGCCAUUGCAGAUACUCAAAAGGAUCCUAGUCUAAUUUCUGGCAACAUGACAACAGCUUUAUGUCUUUACUCUGCUCUUUUCAUGCGUUUUGCUUUGGCUGUUCAGCCCAAGAACUAUUUGUUGUUUGCUUGUCAUGCUGUCAAUGAAGCAGCUCAAUUAACUCAAGGUUACCGUUACCUUCAAUAUAACCAGUAAGUCUAUAGUGUAUAUAACAAGUGUGUUUAUUGUGAUUAGUUUCGGUAAAAAGGAAGAAGUCUCCAAGGUUGUUAAGGAAUCUGCUUAGACAAAUAACAAUAAAGUGGGGAUUUAUAUAUCUAAUGUUGUACGUGCAUUUAAACCUAUUGUCUCAAUAGCCCGAGAAAAGGCUUUACUGUUGAUUGAUUUUUGUGAAUCCAUAUUGUAAAAAGGAUUGCAGAUAUUGGAUACAUAAGCAGAAUGGAUCCUUUUAAACAACUAUAAAGAAGGUCAAUAAAGAAAGAUAGAAA